Molecule: messenger RNA, 297 nt
Organism: Pelobates cultripes (western spadefoot toad)
Lineage: Eukaryota; Metazoa; Chordata; Amphibia; Anura; Pelobatidae
Source: the annotation of a GenBank genome assembly
AUGGAGGACGAGUAUCCUCCAGUGGAGCUGACGUUAAUACCGACUGGCAGUUUCUCCGUGGCACGCUCUCUGCAGAAAUUGGACACAAUCCUCACCAGGUUCUGGACUAAACUGGAAGCACGAGCAGCAGCUUCACCUCCCCAACAAGAGAGCACUGAACAGCAAGUCGACUCAUGCAAAUCCAGAAGGUCCCCUCAGAGCAUUGAAGGCAAGCAAGCUCCUGACCUUACACCCAUACACUCACUGAAGCCUGGGGUCACCCAGGGCUCAGCCCCACCACGUCCAGAACAUCAGUGA